CAGAUUUUAGGUUAGGUUAGAUGUAAUACCGUAAGCUUUCAAAUUACAUUUUAAUUCAAAGUUUACAACAACAGCUAUUCAUUAGUUUUAAUUAAUAUUUUAUUUUUGUAUGAUUUCUUUGAUUAAAGAAGGUGGCUUCUAGUGUGUGUUGUGAGCCAAUAGUUUAUUAGUGGAAACUGUUUAUGAUCUCCAUUUUACAAUUUAUUCUUCUGGGCCCCUAUUCAAUUUUAGGAAUUAAUGUUGUUACCCUUAAACGUGUUUUAAACCUUACACUCUGGAUUUAAAUUCACAUCCUAUAAAAAUGAGUGAAGAUACUGAGAUAAAAAGACCUCAGUUUGGUGCCAGACAGUUGAAAGAUGGAGAAUCUGCUUUGAAACAUAAUUGUUGGGACAACGUUGAAUGGGAACCAGAACUCUUGGAGGCUGCUCAAGAAAAAAUUAAAAAGCAGUCAGAGAAGAGAAUCCCUGAUGAGGCCAAAGAACACUUGCAGAGGGAUACAGGAAACCGCUGGGAUAAAUUUUAUGGUUAUCAUCAAAACAGAUUUUUCAAGGAUCGACAUUGGCUUUUCACAGAAUUUCCUGAGCUUGCUGGGACCCCAAAGCCAGAAACUCCUGAAAGAGUUUUUCCUGCAAACUCAGGAAAGUUGUCAGAAGAAUCCAGCGUAAGUAAAGACUCAGAAGUAGAAUGUCAACCGGAGUCAUCGGCAAAGGAAAGUGAAAAUGUGACUAAAGAUUCAGAAAGCGAGCAUGUUCCAAACUAUGUGAAAUGUGAGAAUGACAAUAAAUCCAAAGUUGAAGAACAAUCUGUAGAAACUGGUGUUGAGUCACUAACUUUACAAAACAAAAAGGAGGAAGUUACUGAUAAAACUGAAAAAUCACAGAGGUUAAUUCUUGAAAUUGGAUGUGGAGUAGGAAAUACCAUUUUCCCAAUUUUGGAGUACAAUAUCGACCCAAAUAUUUUUAUUUAUGGCUGUGAUUUCUCCACAAAUGCAAUUGACAUUUUGAAGAGUAAUCCAGAAUAUGACUCCAAAAGAUGUCAUGCUUUCGUUUGCGACAUAACUGCAGAUGACUGGAAGGCGCCUUUCCCCAAAAACAGUUUGGACACGAGCACUUUGAUAUUUGUGCUUUCAGCGAUUCAUCCACAAAAGAUGUCGCACGUAAUUCGGCAGCUUUACGAUCACAUGCGGCCAGGAGGUCUAGUGUUGUUCAGAGAUUACGGACGUUACGACAUGGCUCAACUCAGGUUCAAACCCGGCCAGAUGAUGGAGGACAACUUUUACGUGAGGAGUGACGGAACGUUCGUCUACUUCUUCACUCAAGAGGAAGUGACGAAGUUGUUUACCGAAGCUGGUUUCCAAGAGGAGAUGAUCUACACAGACCGGAGGAUGCAAGUCAACAGGUUACGGCAACUCAAGAUGUACAGAGUCUGGGUCCAGGCCAAGUAUAGAAAACCUCUGGAGAGUUGAUAGUAAAUCACGAUUACAAAA
Macrosteles quadrilineatus (aster leafhopper) is the source of this 1486-nucleotide messenger RNA. It is a transcript of the gene Mettl2, whose product is annotated as tRNA N(3)-methylcytidine methyltransferase Mettl2. Bases 302 to 1465 code for a protein of 387 amino acids. Lineage: Eukaryota; Metazoa; Arthropoda; Insecta; Hemiptera; Cicadellidae. Gene Ontology annotation, molecular function: tRNA (cytidine-N3)-methyltransferase activity. The record is from RefSeq and is a predicted model, not a curated record. The transcript is spliced from 6 exons.